Molecule: messenger RNA, 479 nt
Organism: Kickxella alabastrina
Lineage: Eukaryota; Fungi; Kickxellomycota; Kickxellomycetes; Kickxellales; Kickxellaceae
Exons: 1
Coding region: 52-417 (121 amino acids)
Source: RefSeq, a predicted model, not a curated record
UUUACACUCAAUUUUUGUAUUUCAAAUAUUUUCUAAAAACAGGUCUCAAAAAUGAAAUUUGCUUUAAUCAUUACCUUUACAUCUCUAUCUCUCAGCGUUCUUGCCAUUCCUUCGCGGCACACCCCGAUAAUGUUUGCUCCCAUGGCACUAUCCGAAGAGCAGCUUGCCGCCCAAGCCAAUAUCCAGGCCGCUGCUCAAGCUGCCGCUUACGCCUCGUAUAUUGCCUCGGCCAACCACAAGGCCGAAAAGGAUGCCAGGAGAGAUGAGCGUAGAAAGGAGUGGGAUGAGUGGGCUAAGCAGCAAAACGAGUACGGUGUGCCGAAUGGCUCAAAUUUUGUUGGCAGCAUACUUAAUGGUGUUGGUGGUAUUAUUGACUCAGCCUUGGGCCCGGUUUAUAACAUCAUUGGAGCACGCUAAAAUAACAAAUAUAUGUUUUUUUUGCUUUUUUUGUUUUAAAUAUCAUUAAAGUAAUAAAUUAU